Molecule: messenger RNA, 7898 nt
Organism: Pecten maximus
Lineage: Eukaryota; Metazoa; Mollusca; Bivalvia; Pectinida; Pectinidae
Product: sodium/hydrogen exchanger 10-like
Exons: 30
Coding region: 253-5511 (1752 amino acids)
Biological process (GO): proton transmembrane transport
Cellular component (GO): membrane
Molecular function (GO): sodium:proton antiporter activity
Source: RefSeq, a predicted model, not a curated record
GUAUUACACAGUGCAAGUGCGGACGAUUCUCACACACGGGAAUAACAGGCUCAGAACUACAAUAUAAACUCUCAGAUGUAAACACCUAAUGAAAUGUCAGCGUGGGCAGGGACAUAUCUGUAUUUAACCUAAGGAAUAUACCUGUCAGUUUUAUAUAAUACAAGCGUUUUCAACAAGUAAGGAACCUGCUGGCUUUUUCAAAUCUGCCAACGUGCUAGCUGCUGAAGUAAUCCUGAAUUUCACAAACCAAGAAUGAACUCCACUGUAGAACCAACGACAAUAGGCCAUAGCAAUGUUACAGACCACCUCAAAAAGUAUCACGUUGUUGAACAUGAGUCUGCCAUUAUUUUCUUCAUAUUCUGCAGUUGUGCAGUCGGAGUUCUGGUCCGAAGAGUUAUCCAGAGUCUCAACCUUCGAAUGCCUUACACAGUGGUACUCCUUGUACUGGGAGUAUUGUUUGGACUCCUAUCUGGACAAAACAAAAGCAUACACGAGUAUGCCAGUGUAGUCAACAUUGACCCUCAUCUCUUACUCAACAUAUUUCUUCCUGUACUCAUCUUUGAAUCAGCCUUUGCUAUGGAGGUGCACACUUUUUUGAAGACUUUUAUUCAAGUUGUCCUGCUAGCUAUACCUGGUCUAGCCCUGGCAUCACUGUUUACCUGUAUCCUGGCUCGCUACCUCUUCACCUACAACUGGGAUUGGAAUACAGGGAUGAUGUUUGGUGCUAUACUCAGUGCCACAGAUCCAGUAGCAGUUGUGGCUUUGCUCAGAGAUUUAGGAGCAUCUAAAAAACUGGCUAUGGUAAUAGAAGGGGAAUCACUACUGAACGAUGGAGCAGCCAUUGUCUUCUUCCAGAUAUUUUUGAAGCUUUCAACCUCAGGGGGAGAAAUAGAUGGUGGUGAAAUCGUUUGGGAGUUUGUACGUGUGGCAGUAGGUGGCCCUUUGUGGGGAUAUCUGAUGGCAAAAAUAACCCUGUUUUGUUUGUCACGGAUAUUCAAUGAUGCCCUGACGGAGAUCACCAUUACUUUGGCCUCCACAUAUAUCACCUACUACAUGGGUGAAGUGUUCCUUGGAGUUUCAGGGGUACUGUCCGUUGUUGUACUGGGUGUGGCUAUGAAUGCUCAGCGUACCAUGAUCAGUCCGGAGGUGGAGAAAUUCCUACACAGGUUUUGGGAGACAAUGGCCUAUAUAGCAAACACACUCAUCUUUAUCAUUGUUGGAAUGGUAAUAUCAGAAACAGCUAUUUUUGAGAUUCACGGAAAAGACUGGUUCUUCAUGUUUUCUCUUUACUUUGGAAUAUUUGUGAUAAGAGGUUUAGUGAUCGCCAUCUUUAGUCCGAUACUGCGACACACAGGUUAUGGAAUGUCAUGGCAGGAAGGAAUCAUAAUGACUUGGGGAGGCCUCAGAGGGGCUGUGGGGUUAGCUCUGGCCCUACAAGUGGCCCACCAUGAUGAAAUAGAUCAGGAGAGUGUUGGUAUAAGGGUUCUCAUUCAUGUGUCUGGAAUAGUGUUCCUAACCCUGCUGGUAAAUGCCUCUACUACUGGAGCUCUUCUUCAAAUUCUAGGAAUGAGUGAUAUCUCCCCUGCCAAGAGAAUGGCCAUGGCCAACUCCCUCCGAUACCUACAUGAUAUGAGGGAACGUACACUCAACAUGCUCAAAACAGACAGGUUUCUGGCUGAUGCUGACUGGGAUACAGUAGAGAAAGCUUGUGAGUUGGAAGAUCCCUACAAAACUACAGAGGAGGAGGCCCUUGUGGAUGAGUCACUAGACAUGCGAGCGAAUGCUGUGUGUCCAGACUGUGAUUCCCAACUACCCGCUACCUACACACGUAAGGAGCUGCGAGACAUGACUAACGAGGCUAUCCUACGCAUGCUGAAAGCAGAAAAAAUGAGCUAUUGGCGCCAGUUUGAACAAGGCAUGUUGUCUCGGGAGGCUGUGCGGAAACUCCAGGAAUGUGCAGACAUUGCUGCAGACAAAAAGGGAAAGUCGUUGGAUGUAGAAGAGAUCAAGAAAAGUUGGGAGGUACCCUCAGUCUACAUGCGGUUUAGACAAAUGAUCAAGAACUUUAUAAUUGAGGACAACACAGUGUGUCCCAAGCAGUCAGCAAUGAAACUGCUGUACACAACAUCGAACCAUCGAGCCUUCAACAUCAUCAUGUAUAUUCUCAUCCUACUCGACAUGGUCAACCUUGCCUUUGCCCUACUGAGCCAAUUCCAUAUCUACUGGACAGACAAGGCCUUCAUAUUCCGUAUCAUCAACGUCAUCUACCUCUCAUUCUACAUCAUUGAAGCUCUUGUUGUAAUCCUGGUCCAGAAGAAACAAUACCUGAGUAACUGUUGGCACAACUUCUGCCUAUCGAUCAUCUUUAUCGGGAUCAUUGAUGUUAUUCUCAGCUUUGCUCUGCCGUCUGUCUACGGAGAAAGUAACAACUUGACCAAUAUUGUUAUCACAGUGUUUAUAUGUCUACGUAUUGUCAGGAUAUUCAGACUGCUUGAGCCGACAAUGCCAUUGAUUAUGUCUCUGGUGAAAAAUGUCAUCAGCCAGCACCUUAGUUAUGGCUAUGAUGUAGGCAGAGGAUAUGUAGCAGGGGAAGAGGAGGUCCGAAAACUUGUUGAUCACAUGGUGGAUCAGAAAGAAAUUUCCAAAACCCUUAAACAGGUCAGCGACAAUGGUAGGCUGGACGUCAUCAGGUGUCUGGGUAUGCUACAGAAACAACACCCUGACAUUGCCCUGUCCAUUAAAACUCGACAGGCUGUUCGUAGCGUUCUCAACAAUCUCCGGGAUGGCAUACAUGAACUGCUUAGUGAUGGCAUUAUUGAAGAAACAGAAGGAAUAAAGCUGGAAAAGAUUGUAGAAGAGAAAAUGAAAAGAUUACAGAACGCGCCACCUAGUCUUCCUCUGCCACCUCCAGACAGGAUGCUCAAUAAUGUUUUCUGGCUCCGUAACGAUCACAAACUUAUUGCAUACAUCAAGGAAAAAGCAAAGCUUCUGACUUACAAUUAUGAAGAUAUCAUAAUAUCGGAAGGAGACCCCCCUGGUGGAAUCUACAUCAUCGUGUCGGGCAUGGUCAGGCUGGAAAAGUUAAUGUCCAACAAAGAUCAGGCUCUUGUUUAUCGUCCACCACAACCUACUGGACAAAUCCUGCGUAAGAAACGCGCCACCCGUCAUUCCAGGCUUGAGUCCACGUCCCAGCCUGGUAAGCCGAUCCUGGAUGACCAUCCCUCUGGUUCACAGAUUGAGUUCAAAUCAAACUUGAUUGACUUCCUGACGGCAGGCAAUAUCAUUGGAGAGAUGGGAUUUCUUACAAAGAAACCGCGAUCAGCCACAGUUAUUUGCGAGACUGCGGUCCAGCUACUGUUUAUCAGCUUGGACGAUAUGGAGUAUGCUCUGACCCACUUCAACGACAGCGACCCUUCCCUGGAGUACCGUUUGUGGCAUGUUUGUGCCAACCGUAUUGCUACCAAUGUGUUACUGAAACAGAUGUCCUACCAGGGAUGGACUAAGGAAAAAAUCAAACUGCGCCUCGAGAAUUCCUACCUUCUUGAUUCUGAUGAUAUCGAAGUGUUCACCGUUGAUUCGUCAAUGUCAGAUGUUGUUCUUGUCAACGGCUUUGCCCAGAAUGCCUUCACGCAAGAACAGAUAGUUGGGCCAGCAUACAUCCCUUGGACCAUUCUCAAGCUUGAACUGCUGCCUGAUAAGGGACCUAAACCAGUGUUACUGAUAGUUCCUACCGAGGUUGGACAGCCACACCACACCAACCAUAAGUCCAGUCACGAUGUACGACAUGGUCAUGGGGCUUUCAUCUCAUCCAUAUCCCAGCUCUGCCUCAACCACGCCUCCAAACACCGCAAGAAUGCAGAAUCUAAAUGGAAGCAGGACCUCGCACGCAAACGUUCAAUACAGAAAGUUCAACAUGCAAAAAGUCUUGGAGUAUUGUUUAGCAAGGGUCGGAUAAACGAUGGUGACAAACGAGAUAAUGUAUUAUCAAAUGGAAGCAUCAACAGGGAAUGUUACCCUCUCGGAGCAAGAGCCUCUACACCAGGCCGAGUACAGACCAAACCUUUAAGGAAACACGAGCUGGAGACAUUUCAGAAUGAGACCAUGAGCAACGAGGAGGAGGAUGAGGAUGGAGAUCUAAGGGAAGAGUAUGCGUAUCCUAUUUGGGUACGUGGUUCGGAAAGUGGUCAGGAUGCAUGUGAAGCCUGUGGAGCCGACAGAAAAAAAUGUAGAUGUUAUGGCCCUAAAAACGAACGAAAGACUCAAAAUCUUGGUCAAAGACGCGUAUCCUACCAUGAACCGUCUUGGAGUUAUAGGGAAGACUAUGGAACAGAGGACAUAACUUAUGACAAGCCCUCUACAGGACGUAGGUAUAGUACUAUACCGUCAGAUACAUUCAAAUCUAAUGGCUUACCGUCUGAACUCACUGAUACAUUUGGUGAGCAACUUGCACACCACAUACCCAGUGAGGUUUCGUCCGUAAAACGCAACCCUGUCGAUAUGACACUUCCUGCACAUCAUUCUACCAACAAAACUAAAGAAUUACCAGGAGGCUCCGGAUAUAGAAAAUCAGGAGAAACUGAACCAGGCAGUAAUUCACCUAGAAAUCGAGAUGUUUGGAAUGAACAUAGCAAUGGAAUGUCGACCUACUUAGGUGUCGGUCGACUGUCACCAGUCACAGACGAGUCAGGUGCAUUUCCCGUUCACUAUUCUUCUGGAACACGGAGUACGGAUACUGAUUCCUACAAUGCACGUGCCUCAGAUGACAGUAGACUAGCGAGUGUGUCAUCUGGAAGCAGGAAUGAAAUCCUGUCAACUGGUACUCCAGAAUCUAAUAGCCUGUCGUCUGUCACACGGGAUACAAUGUCAUCAAGAUCAACACGUUCUUCGGAUGUGUUGCGCGGAUCCUACAGUGGAAUAUCAGGGUCUUAUAGUUCAAAGUCUUAUUCCGAAUCUUUUUCUAACAAUCCGUCAUCCUGUUCCAUAGUUCUCCCUGAAUCAAAUUCAUCAUUGUCUUCCAAGGAGUUAAAUUGGGAGAAUCGAGAGGGAUUAAAGCGACCCGAUGAAAUGUCACCGCCUAUUACUUAUGAAAAACAUGUUACAGAGAAAAACAAACCGCUGAAAGUAAUUGAUAAUAUUGGCUGUGCGCCUAAUCCAGUUGGUGUGCUUGCUGAAGUUCCUACAACAACUGGAAAUAAUGCACGGUUAGAUGAAGAUUUAGUAUCCGAAACAAUUGCUCGAGGUAGGCAUGAGUUUGCUGAGGAGUGGGGGUCCUCCUCUAUGACUUCGUUUGUUCCUGUCAUGGAGAGAAUUCCAGAGGCCAGUGGAACCGACAGUGUGUCGACUAGCAUUUCUAGCACUUCACUGAAUGACGAUAUCGAGCGUAUGCGACCUAGUCGUGACCCUUUUCCAAUGGAGAAAAUCCCUGAGAUCAGCGGAACAGGCAGUGAAUCAAGCACGCCGAUGAAUGACGAUGUCGAUGAAUCUAGUGAAACCAUUGAUACAAAGCUUUAAAAUACUAUAACAAGGUAGACAUGACGGAUUGAAAGUGCUGUUUGUUUUGCUACGUACGAUACUGAUCUCGUUUUGAAAGAAAAGAGUCAUCGAUUCUUGUCAGUAUGAGCGAUGAGUGUUUUUCUGCAUGUUUUGUAUAACAUUUGUUUGACGUAUCAAAGCAAUCAGAUGUAUGCAUUAUUGUCUAGUGGCUUUACUAAGGUUUGUAAACUACCUGCCUACCUUUUAUGUCUUCUGAUAUAUCGAUCCUAUUGUCUUCUGUCUUUUGUGUUCAUUUUGUUUUCAUUCUGUUGUCUGCGUUAUAUUUCUGGGAUUAUGUGAAACAGUCAUUUGUCUUUAUAUCGGCACAAUGUAUCUGAUAUAUUUCUAAUCAUCAUUCUCUUUCACCAACUGUUCUGCAUUUUGCUGUUUCUUUGACGUUUGUAUGUCUUUGUCUUGCUUUUUCCUUUCAAACCUGAAAGUUUGUUAUAAAUUGACUGCUGGAUCUUCAGUGAAUUGUUUUAUCUGUCUUUUUGUCUGUCUGUUUUUUUCUGAUUGUCAUUUUGUAUACUUCUUUUUCUUUUUCUCUUUUUUGUCUGUCUGUCUCAAUUUGACAGAUGACUUCAAUGGAGCGUAUUGUCUGUCUGUAUGUAUGUCUGUCCUGUAGUGUGUCUUUCCUCUGUCUGUCUGUCUGUCUGACUAAAGCCUGUGUAUGUCCUUAAGUUGUUCUGUCUGUCCGUUCGUCUGCCUGUCUUUCUCUUCGUCCUUUAGUCAGUCUCUUUAGUGAAGUAUCGUUUUUGUUUGUCCUUUUGUCUCUGUGUCUGUGUGUGUGUGUUGGCGGGGAUGUCUGUCUGUCUGUAUGUCUUUGUUUGUCUAUCUGAAAUAUCUGCCUUUUUAUCUCUCUGGCUGUCUCAUGUAACUAUUUGUUUGUCUUUGUUUUUGUGUGUAUUUGUCUCUCUGACUUUCUGUUUGGUUGUUUACUUUGCCUGUAUCGUCACGUCCUUUUGUCUAGAUUGUUUUGUCUUUCCUUUGUUUGUGUCUUAUUGUGUUUCGUCCUUUCGUCUAUCGUUUUGUGUGUGAUUUCUUUAAAUCUUUUUCUCUGUUUGUUGUCUGGCAUUUUGUCUACCGUUAUCCUUUUUGUUACAUACAUAUGUAUCCACAAUGAACAAAGCCAGGUGCCAGAAAGUUACAUUUUGAUACCGGUAUGUAUGUCUGUACUGUUCCUUGGAAGGAACUUUAUAUAUCACCGUAUACUAACUUUACACCUGUCACUUUGUACGCUUAAGUUUAUUACAUUUGUGUAACCUCUACUUAAUAUCAAUGCCUAUCAUCGUUUUGUGAUAUUGUAUUGUAUUGUAUUGUAUUGAAUUUGCAUCAUGUGUAUACAUUAAAUGUGCUUAAUGGAUUAACUUUCAAAGGUACUUAAUGGUUACAUGUAGUGAUGGUUAAACGUUAUACAUCUACAUGAAUAAGAAAAUCAUACGAGACUCAAAUUUGUCAGACUGUGAUAUUAGAUAAUUAAACAAUAUCAUAGGGUAAAAUGUCCUAUAUUUGAUAUAAAAGAUAUCAAAGAUUUAAUGUUUUUGAAGUUUCCGUUAAAGUCUGUUACUGUUCAGCCAUACAGUUUUUAUCCGGUACAGUUGAUUAUUGGAGAUUGACUUUAUUAUUAUUAUUUUUUUGUACAGUAUUUAUAUAUAUAUUGAAAAUUAUUCAUUGUAUAAAUGUGACAUUUUCUCAAGUGAAUGAUAUCACUUUUUUCCUCAUUUGACCAAUCAGAACCCAAAACGACAUUGGGGGAAAUUAAGAUUUGCAUUUAGCUCUCCGUCAUGUUAUAUGAUGUCAUAAUUUAGGAUAGAAUACAUAGCAUCACGAUAUGGCGUACUUUUGACGUUGACAGAGGACUGCAAUGAAUUUUGAAGAGAUUGAACAGCCUAAAUAUAUCUUGAUUAAAAAUGUAAAAAAAAAAAAAACAGAAUGUCUAACAGUAUUUUCUCGUGAAAUCUAUAUGGUAUUACUGAAGACACUGUUAUAUAUCCUUUAUAUAUUUAGUAAUGUGUUUCAUAGUUACUAUGAUUAAUAGUACUUUGUUGAUAUAAAUGAAAGUUAAUACCAUUAUUUUUAACAUGUAUCGUGAUUAAUUUGUGUAAUAUAGUAGUUAUAGGUAGUCGUACGAACUUAAUAAUUUCUUGCAUAUAUUUCCAUAUAUGUAGAAGUGUAUCGAUUUCUUUCUUUAAUAUCAUGUUAAGAACCCAAGUAUCUACAUUUUGUAUGUAGCAUGUUCCCAUGGGUCAUAUUUACAUAUACAAUAAAGAAAUAGGUCAUGUACGCACCAUUAAUAAGCUCAUGUCAGUUUGUGUAUUAUUAAGAACCAAUCUAGCAAAUACAAAAUAAAACAAAUGAAAAAUUGA